Cimex lectularius (bed bug) is the source of this 2438-nucleotide messenger RNA. RefSeq names its product MPN domain-containing protein. Gene Ontology annotation, cellular component: BRISC complex; BRCA1-A complex. The record is from RefSeq and is a predicted model, not a curated record. The coding region runs from base 226 to 1833 and encodes 535 amino acids. Lineage: Eukaryota; Metazoa; Arthropoda; Insecta; Hemiptera; Cimicidae. The transcript is spliced from 11 exons. Gene Ontology annotation, biological process: double-strand break repair. Gene Ontology annotation, molecular function: metallopeptidase activity; polyubiquitin modification-dependent protein binding.
CUUCCAACUGUUUGACAUUUACACUUUCUCUAGGCUUGUGUUUACAUUUUAGAAUUUAUGUACCUGUGUUUGUAGCCCUCGAGUCGUGUGUUAACCGAAAAUUAAUCGCUUUAAAAUAAAACAAAAAUAAACUAAAGUUUUCUUUUCAUUUUAAAAACCGUGCGUAGGUGUAAGUGAGCACAGGCAGGAUUCAUUUUGUUUAUUUUGUUUCGUAGAUAAUUAGGCAUGAAGUUUCAAAACUUGAAGAAGCAAAAAUUUAUGCAGAGGGGAAGCGAAGAAGAAGUCGAGGGUGAUGUGGAAGACGAUGAAUUCAUCGAUGAGCAGGAAUUUGAGGAAGGUGAGGAUAGAAGAGCCAAAGGGAAUGUCGUCGGGCGGACGGUUACACUGCAAAUGCUACUUUCGACCGAUAUUCUUCAACCCGGUGAAGCCAACAUGUCGAUCGAGUACAUGGGCCAACGAUUUAUUGGCGAUCUCCUGUCUGAUGGGAAAAUUAAAUCUCUAGAGACUGAUAUAAUAUUUGCCAGCCCGAGCGCCUGGGCAUGCCAUUGCAAACGAAUGGUCAAUCCUGAUAAAAAGUCAGGUUGUGGCUGGGCAUCAGUGAAGUACCAAGGGCAGAAGUUGGAUUUUUUCAAGAACAAAUAUUUUAAACAGUUACAAAAAAUGGAGCAGAAAGAAAAUGAAGUCACAGAUGAAGAUGAAGUAGGAGAACACUUAAAACCCUCAGUCGCCACCGAAACAUCCGGUCCGACUGUACGAGUAGUCAUUAAACAUUCCUCCCUUGCAAAUCGUACUGUUAUGCAAGAUGUCAAUACUCUGGUAGAAGCUGUGCCAUUUUCCUCGAUGGGCAAAAUCCAGCCAUUUUUAGUUUCUCUGUCAACAAACGCAGCUCUUGUGAUAGAUUUCCAUUGUCAUCUCACGACUUCUGAGGUUGUCGGAUAUCUGGCUGGGCAUUGGGAUGUUAACGCUCAUAAUCUGGCCAUAACCCAUGCCUUUCCUUGUCGGAGCCGACUCAAUGACAGGGAGCUUGGGCCACUCGUUGAAGAAGACAUCUGCAGGGGCCUAGAGGCAAGGCGGUUGUCUCUUGUCGGUUGGUACCAUUCACAUCCGAAUGCCCCUGCUGCUCCGACCCUCCGUGACAUUGACGCUCAGCUCGAGUAUGAGAUGAAGAUGAAAGGAAGCAGCGAUGCGACGUACACACCUGUAGUAGGGAUAAUAUGCUCCCCUUAUCAUCAAGAAUGUACAAGUUUUGAGUCAGGUCUAUUAAGCUAUUGGGUCAUCCCGCCUCCAGAAAGUAAACCGCAUGAUUAUGGAAAGCCAAUGGCAAUGACAUACAGUGUUAUUCAAGAUCAGUUUCUUUCACAAGACGCUCUUAAUGAAAUGAAAAAGUGUGCUGAGUUUUAUAAAGGUGACCAAGAUUUUAUAAACUUCAAUGAUAAGUUUAAAGGCAAUGUUACUUAUUUGGAAAAGCUCAAGGCAUCUCUGAGUUCGAAAUUCCCUAGGGACCAGAGCGACGGUCUCCUCUGGAGUCUUUUAUCUGACUUGGUCUGUCCAAAUUCUAGUGGAAACCCACCACUGCCAUUCAUACCACCAUCGACAUCGACUGCUAUGCCUAUAACUGUGCCUAAGGCUGUAGGCGGAGCUCCGACUACCUCGGGUGUGAAUAUGGGCUCACCGUCCGGCUACUUGGCAGCAGACAUCGCAUCGGCGCUAUUCGCGACUGGAAAAUUCCCAGCAGCCCUUGUCAACUUGUUUCCACCGUUUGGGCCGAUGCCACCACACCAUUUGCUCCACAUGGCGCAACAAAGACCAGGAACCCACCGUCAACAAGAUUAAUUCAUUCUACAUAAAUUUUAAUUGGUAUUUUAUAUUCUAUUUCAAUGUUAGACCAAUACUAAAAACUAUAUACUUUUAAUGUUAAAAAUUAAUUGCACAACAAAAAUUAUUUUAGUUGCAUAUUUGAAGUAACAUUUAAUCUGAUUUGUUUAGAAUUAAAUUACCAUUAUUUAUUUAUGUUGUGCAAGGUGAGGAUAUUUCAAAUAUUUAUUAGAAAUUGAUACUGAGUGUGGGUCUACGAGUAGGUGAACCCAUGCUGAACUGGCACUAGGUCACUUAUUGGGUACAUCUCAACUCACAGGUUUGUUUAUCACUGAAGAUGGCAUAAUAUUGAAUCGUGUCUGAGCGUUCAAUGGACCCAAUAAGUAACAGAGUGCCAGUUCAGCAUGAUUUGUUAAAAAGCUGAUGCAAAAUGGUCCAAACAAUAGCACAGUUUUGUCCUUAAUUUGUUUCCUAUUGAAAUGUCUAUUAAAAGAUUCUUUUGAUGUUAAGAAAUCAAACGUUUGUAUGUUGAAAGUGUGUCCAUUCCAACCUUUGAUCUUUAUGUAUCUAUUGGCCGUUUUUAAAACUCGGAUGGUUUUAAUAUUUAUAAAUAUUUUUUUUUA